This is a messenger RNA of Adineta steineri, 819 nucleotides long. NCBI's taxonomy places the organism in Eukaryota, Metazoa, Rotifera, Eurotatoria, Adinetida, Adinetidae. The record is from the annotation of a GenBank genome assembly.
AUGCAACAAUUUCAAACAUAUCCACUUUCUUCAAGUUAUAUCUCAACAAAAAACGAUCGAUUUCAUGUCGUUGAUGACAAUAUGAACAAAAAUAAUCUCUCAGAUAAUAUUUCUCGUUUUACAUCAAAUGAUUCUGGUAUCAGUUAUGAUGAUAGUGAUGAUAAUGAGAGUCUAUUUUCGAAUGAAUUUGAUUUCGAUUCUAUUGAUCCAAUUUAUCCAUCACCAAUAACAAUUACUGAUGAUGCUCAACGAGCAGCACUCAUACGUGACGAUGAUAAAAAAUAUUUUUGUGAAAAUACUAUUUGGGCUUGGCAUGGUGAAUUUGGUCGAUUAAUUAUGGCAACAGCUAUGACAUAUAAUGUUGACUAUCGUCUUAUACUUUAUGAAGAACGUUUCAUAUGUCCACGUACAUCAAAUGCAUAUUAUUCAAUCAUACAGUCAGAUAAUGCAAAAGCACAAUUUAAAUGUGAUAUGUGUGGACAUUGUUGGACAUCAAUGCGUGCACGAUGUUCAUUCUAUAUAUCGAAGCCAAAUGAAGGCGGUAUUGUCUUAUUAAGACUUUAUACGCAACAAUGUCAAUAUUGUUAUUCAACUGUUCAUCCACUAUGGUAUUUCGAUGAAAUUUGUCGAGUGACGAAAAAUUUAGCAAAGACUAUUUAUGAAUGUUUUUUUCCAAAUUCGGUUUCAUCUAUUUAUUGGGAUAUAACACAUAAUGGUACACAACCAGUUCGACGUUUAUUACAACGAAAAGGAAAUAUGCAAGCACAACAUAAUUCAUUAUUGUGUGAAGCAUGUCAAACUGGCUCGUGUUAUCCAUAA